Messenger RNA from Electrophorus electricus (electric eel), 930 nucleotides. NCBI's taxonomy places the organism in Eukaryota, Metazoa, Chordata, Actinopteri, Gymnotiformes, Gymnotidae. The record is from RefSeq and is a predicted model, not a curated record.
AUGCAAGAGUUAAUGAACACUCUGGGAACUGUGCACGCAUUCCCAAACUUCAAUGUUGAGCGGGAUAUUGCUGACAUCCGGACUGCCCUUGAGCGAAAAGAUGUGCACAGUCUGGUGAGGAUCCUGACCAACCGCAGCAAUGAUCAGAGACAGAAACUGAACACCGCCUACCAGAACCUUACUCAGAAAGACCUGAAAGCUGGUCUAAGGAAGGUGCUGUCUGGGAAUCUGGAAUUCCUGAUGCUUUCUCUGAUGAUGCCCCCUGAGCAGUUUGAGGCUUAUCGCCUCCGGCAAGCCAUGGAGGGUCUUGGUACUGAUGAAGAAACUCUGCUAGAGAUCUUGUGUACAAGGACAGCACAACAGCUUUCAAACAUCACAGCUACUUACAAUAAAGAAUUUAAGCGCAAUCUGGAGAAAGACUUGGUCAGUGACACAAGUGGAGAUUUCAGCAGGCUACUUGUAGCUUUGCUUAAGAAGGAAUGCCAGCCUGCUCUGCUUGAACAGGAUGUGAAGGCCUUAUCAGAGGAGCUCAAUGGCAAGAAGGCAGACGCGUGGAUCCGAAUUCUCACCACAAGAGAUCCACUGCAUCUCAGAAAUGUGUUAAUCUACCUGGAGGCUGAAAAAGGCCAAUCUGCGAGUGAAAUUAUAGAGAAACACUUUGGAGGAAUUUUCUCUGGAGACUUCAGGCUGGGCUUGGAAACUCUAGUGCGAUGCAUAGAGAACUCAGAUCUAUACUUGGCCCAGCGGAUCCGAACUAUGAAGUGGCCAGUGGUCCAGGGAGUGAUGGUGUCUCACAGCGAGGAGGAUCUAGUAGCUGUACGGGUUGCAUACAAGCAGGAGGCCGGGACCUCCCUCUACACUGCUUUACAGAAGCAGUUCACAGGAGAGCUUCAGUAUGCUUUGUUAGCUAUAUGCCGUGCCGAAGACUAA